Messenger RNA from Effrenium voratum, 1062 nucleotides. Lineage: Eukaryota; Dinophyceae; Suessiales; Symbiodiniaceae. The record is from the annotation of a GenBank genome assembly.
AUGGCGGGAUCUCUCGCCUUUGCCCUGCCGCCCGGCACGGGCACUUCCUUUUCGCGCGCGGCGGUUGUGCCGGCGCCUGCGCUUGGGCCGCGGCCGAGCGCGGGUGGCGUGGGGCAAGGCGGCGGAGGACGCUGGGGUUUCCCCCUGUCCCUCGCCCUCGCGGCGGUCCAUGUUCGCGCCGCGCACGGACGCGGCCGGGCGGAAGCUGCCCGGCGCCGCGCCACCGGGCGGGAGCAGCAGGUCUUGCCCUUCGUUGACUCCGCCAGUGGCCGAGAGGUGGUUCUCAUUGCCUCCGUCCACUUCAACCCCCGCUCGGUGGAGAAGGCGGCCGCAGUGACGCGACGCCUGGCGCGGCAGGAGGAGCUGGCGGCGGUGGUCUUGGAAUCCUGCCCCUCUCGCUGGGCCAAGGUGGAGGAGCUCCAACAGCCAGGCAGCCUGUGGCGUCUGCUGCUGGACAACGAGAUGCAGGCGGCGGAGGACGAGGCCAAGGCUGUGGGCCGCGCGGUGGUUCUGGGGGACCAGCGCAUCGAGGACCUGUCGACGGACAUCAAAGCGGCGGGCCAAGAAGCGCUGGAGGACCUCGGCAGCUUCCCGGAGGGCUGGUUCCGCACCUUCGCGGAGAUCUGGGACGGCGCGCUGACGCUGCUGGGCCGCAAAGCCAAGGCGAAAGGCGGCUCAGAUGCCUUGGGCCUGUGGGACUUUGCGGACCCUGCGCUGGUUUUCGGCUUCCUGGUGGCGGUGCCCCGGUACCUCCUGUCCACCGCGCUCAAGGCGCCCGCGCUGCUGCUGGCGGUCUUGGCCUUCUUCACGCUCUAUGCGCUGCUGCCCGCGAAUCUUCUGGGGGACGUCUUGGUCUUCUUGAUUGAGGCAGUGAUGCUUCGUGUCAUCCUGAGCGUGCUGCUCCGGGACCGGGAUCUCAUCUUGGCGCGCUCCAUCCGCCAAACCGCCGCCUCCGCCCGAGACCCCGGCACCGUGGUGGCCGUACUGGGUGCGGCACACUGCAACGGCGUGAAGCGCCACCUCGAAAGCGCCUCAAUGGAAGAGUCUGAAAGCGCCCUUUGA